AUGUCGAAUAAGAGGAAAAGAUCUCAAAGCAUUUCUCCUGAUAGAGAAUUCAAAAGUGCAAAUAUUGGUCAUGAAAGCAUAAAAAAACACUCUUUGGAUUCAGAUGAAGAAGAUUCAGAACAAGAAGAAAAAGGACAUUAUGAAAUACUAUAUGAUGAUGAUAUUGAAGGUCAAGAAGAUGGUAUAUCGGGAACUGAUGGUGAAAUCAAAAUCACUCCUUUUAAUAUGAAAGAGGAGUUAGAAGAAGGUCACUUUGACACGGAAGGAAAUUUCCAUUGGAACAAAGAUAAUUUAAUUAAAGAUAAUUGGCAAGAUAAUAUAGAUUGGAUGGAGGUUAAAGAAUUAGACAAAAAUAAUGAAAACAAAAAUCAUUUAGAUGAUAGUAUGGAUUCGGAGCCACAAUCUCCAUUUGAUCAAAUAGCAGUGUAUAAAAAGAUUUUAGAAUUUAUGGAACCUGGGGAAAACAUUGCCAAGACCCUAAGAAGGUUAGGAGGAAAUAAGUCAUUAUCUGCUUCUGAACGUCUGAAAAGAAAAAAAGCAGGUUUACUUAAUGAAAAAGAUGAAGGUUCGUCUAAAGUUACUGAACUAACAGAACUAGCCAAUAAACUGUUGACUCGAACUGGAAAUAUGGAUAUUUAUCAAGAAUCUUAUCAAUAUAUAAAAAAUUUGAUUGAAAGUAAAUCUGCUCCAAAAUAUGAUGAUGUACUUGACAUGUAUGCAGAUGAUUUCGAUGAAAAAGAAAAAGCGAGAAUAGAAAGCAAAGGAACUGAACCUAAUAAGUCGAAGGUUACAGAAUCAGAAGAAAGCAAAAUUUUAAUGUGGGAGUACAAAGUUGAAAAAGAUGGUGAUACAGUGAAGGGUCCUCACACUACAGAACAAAUGCAAAAAUAUGUCGAUGAUGGAUUUUUCAAAGGAGAAGUUUGGGUACGAAAAGUCGGAGUGGAGGGUCCAUUUUAUUCUUCCAGAAGAAUAGAUUUUCAAUUAUAUUUAUGA
Molecule: messenger RNA, 993 nt
Organism: Pediculus humanus corporis (human body louse)
Lineage: Eukaryota; Metazoa; Arthropoda; Insecta; Psocodea; Pediculidae
Exons: 5
Coding region: 1-993 (330 amino acids)
Cellular component (GO): U5 snRNP
Molecular function (GO): protein binding
Source: RefSeq, a predicted model, not a curated record